Molecule: messenger RNA, 249 nt
Organism: Fusarium venenatum
Lineage: Eukaryota; Fungi; Ascomycota; Sordariomycetes; Hypocreales; Nectriaceae
Source: RefSeq, a predicted model, not a curated record
AUGCAGCUGUGCUGGUUUACUGGGGGCCACCUCAAGCUUCAGGCCGAGUUCGGGGCUAGAAGCUCGGGGCCGGAGCAGAUCCACGAUACGGCAAUAAUAGUGACUGGUAUUAAUAGUGUAGGGCCAAGAUUCAGAAGCAAGGAGCGGCCCAAGGUUGCAUUUCGGUCUACUUAUCGUAUUCAUGCGAGAAUUACGCCCAUGUCGCACACAUAUAACAGCACCAGGCUAUCAAAGUUUGCAAACGACUGA